AUAAUACUAAUAUGCUAUCGCCGUUUCCCCUAAUUCAGAGUAAGAUAAAUUUUACCCCUCUCGCACGCUCGCCGCCGUUCAGCUGCGCGCCACCGCCCCCGCCGCCGCCGCCGCCGACGUUCAGCUCUUUUACUUGAAGAAGAUAAAGGAGUUGUCUAGUAACUCUUAUUCAGAGAGUUUAGCUACAUCAACAAGCAGAGGACAAUGGCAGACGAAGCGAUCAGAAGUGCAUUUCUUGAAAUUCAAAGUCGGAUGAUUGAGACCACUGCGAAGUUAAAGCAGGUCCAGAAUCAGCUGCGAAAUAAAGAAGGGGAGAAGAAGCGUGCUUACUUGACUUUGGAGGAACUUAAGCUGCUAUCUGACGAUACAAAUACUUACAAAUCUAUCGGGAGAACGUUUAUUUUGGAGCCAAAAUCAUCUCUGAUGGAAGAACAAGAAGGAAAGCUUAGGGAUAGUGAAGCUGCUAUUUCCUCUUUGCAGACGUCGAAGGAGUAUUUAGAAAAGCAGAUGGCUGAGAUUGAGAACAACCUAAGGGAGCUUCUGCAACAAGAUCCUGCUCUUGCUCGUCAGAUAAUGGCCAUGUCCGUCUAAGUCUGGUUUCCGCAGCAGAUUUUUCGACUUCUCUAGCAAACUCGGUAAUCUGUUUUCUUCACUUUCUCUUACUCUCUUCGUGUGUAUUGUGUUGUGGAGUUCAGCUCUUGGUAUGCUAUACUUACAUUACAUUUGGCAAUCGAUUGCAAAGCUACACUGUCUUUUAAUUGUUAUCAUCAUCAUCAAUAUUUUCUUUGAAUGAAUUUUAUUUUUAAA
Salvia miltiorrhiza (redroot sage) is the source of this 807-nucleotide messenger RNA. Its product is annotated as prefoldin subunit 1. Lineage: Eukaryota; Viridiplantae; Streptophyta; Magnoliopsida; Lamiales; Lamiaceae. Bases 205 to 591 code for a protein of 128 amino acids. Gene Ontology annotation, cellular component: prefoldin complex; cytoplasm. Gene Ontology annotation, biological process: protein folding. The record is from RefSeq and is a predicted model, not a curated record. Gene Ontology annotation, molecular function: protein folding chaperone. The transcript is spliced from 6 exons.